GGAGCAAACACAUGAAUGGAAAUGAAGAAGGAUAGAAAGGUGGUUCUCGCGGAGGUAAAUCUUUAAUCUGUGAAUACUGACAACAAUGUAGUUAAUUUAGUUACAAGCUCUCUGGGUGGGAAGUUCAAUUAAGCUACAUCUGCAAUUAGUCUUUUUCAUGUGAGAAAGGUGAGGUCCAUCUAAAACCAAAACUAUGAAUGAUUGUUUGGUGCUGUGUUGAACCGUCGCAUGAGCAUCUGAUGCUAUGGGAAGUAUUUUCUUGUUGGUAAGAUAAUUGAAGCUUUCCAUCACUAUAUUAAAUAUUUUAUUAUUUAAAUAUCGCCAGCAAAUUCCAUAGCGCUGUACAAUGGGGUACAAUUCAGGGUGAUUGUUUAAAGUACCACAAUAAAACACUGACUUAAAAUCACUCUGUUAAUAAAAACUAAAAACUUUAUCUAAUCUGCUUCUAUAUAUCUACCAAUGUUUGAAUACCUUUUUAUUUUUUUUAUUUUUUUCCUGAGAGUUGUAGUUUUCAUAAAAUGUACAAGAAAAAGUAGGAAUUGCUUUUCCUGAUGUAUAGCAGUCAAAUUGACAAAACUUGAAAAUGGACAGCUGCCAAUCAAAUGUAUCCAAUAUCCAUCAGUAAAAUCAAUCCCACAGAAGGGCAAACAGCAGACAUCAUGGGCAGAGGUGACCAAAAUGGUAUAAUAUACUAGAGCAAGCAUGUCAAACUCAAAAGCUAGCACGGGCCACAUAAACAAGGUUUAAGUAUAUGUGGGCUGCAAGAAAAACAAAACCUUAAAUUUUCAUAGAAAAAAAGGUUUGUUUUGAAAAGUACAGUGUAAAAAAAAAAUAAAAAACCAGCAUCCCCCUCUGCUAAACCUCAGUCCCCCUGUACUAAAUCCCAGUCCCCCCCUCUACACUAAAUCCCAGUUCUCCCCCCACUGCACUAAAUCCCAGUCCCGCCCUCUGUAGUAAUUCACAGUCCUCCCCUCUAUACUAAAUUCCAGUCCCCCUCUCUAUAUCCUCCAGCUACUCCUUGAAAACCUGUGAAUGUGGAGCACGUUGACGUCACGUCAGAAUGUGACGUGGCGUUGCGUGCCUUCAUACACCUCCAGGUCCUCCACUGUCCACCCGCGGCCAUCUCAAUACUGACCAACACACACUGACAGACACACACACACUGACAGACACACACUCACUGACAGACACACACACACACACUAUCAGACAGACACACACUCUCUGACAGACACACACACACUGACAUAGACACACAGACAGAAACACACACACACAUUUACACAUUCUUGCAUACACUCAUAUCAUUUUAUUUAUUGCUCCCUAACUUUGGAAGCUGGUGUGGGGUCUCUCCCUGAUCUUUUCUCGGGAGCUCCCUGAUGCCGGGUGCCGAAAUGUCGUCAUAUUCCAGCACCCGGCAUCACUACAGAGGGCGUGCGUGAGGGAGCAGUGAGGAACAGGAAGACUGAGCUCCCUUGCUGCCACCAGGGACCGCUCUUCCCAGCCGGGUAACUUUGGCAGAGUACGCACCUGCAAUGUGGGGUGAGCAGGUGCCUACUCUGCUUUAGUAAGCAUGGCAAACUCGCGGCUCGCUGGGCCCUAAAAAUAUUUAUUGUAGGCUGCGAGUUUGACAUGCUUGUACUAGAGUGUGCACUUCUUUUCACAUGCUAUUUUUCAGUGUUAUAUAAGGUGAAUAUUUAUUUGAAAAUAUCUGUGUGGGGAGAUUGGGAUUUGUUAUACACAAACACACAGACCCAUAUGCACACACAGACUCAUACACAAACACACAGACCCAUAUGCACACACAGACCCAUACAGACACACAUAAAGACUCAUAUACACAUGCUUGCACAACUUCAUAUUCACACACUAAGACUCAUGCACACACACAGACUUAUACACAAGCCUCUCUUUUCUUACUGUGAAAGGGAGUUGCAAUGCAACCUCAUCCCUUGGGUCCAAUGGUUUGCUGCUGGGAUCAGUAGAGGAUAGGCGAGGGAGCAGAAUAUAGUUACAUAGUUACAUAGCUGAAAAGAGACUUGCGUCCAUCAAGUUCAGCCUUCCUCACAUAUGUUGUUGCUUUUGAUCCAAAAGAAGGCAAAAAACCUAGUCUGAAGCACUUCCAAUUUUGCCACAAACUAGGAGAAAAUUCCUUCUUGACCCCAAAAUAGCAGUCAGAUAUCUCCUUGACCAAGCAGCUAUUACCCCACUCAGGCCCGGACUGGCCAUCGGGCAUACCGGGCAAAUGCCCGGUGGGCCGCGAUGGCUGUGGGGCCGAGGCCGGCAGGGGAGAUCACAGGAUCUCCCCGGCCGGCUCCUGCAGGGCCAGCACUACCCGAGCGCCGGCCCCGCUGUGUGCCUCCAUGGGCCGGUGGGGAGAUCAAAGAUCUCCCUUUACCGGCCCAGAGACACUUCCAGGCGGCCGCUUGCUGGGGUGUGAGGGAGGGAGGGAGAGGACCGGCGGAGCUCUAUCCAGCAGCUCCGCCGGGUCCUCUCGCGGGAUUCUGAGCGUUGCCGCGGUUACCGCGGCAACGCUCAGAUCUCGCGAGAGUGAACUCUAGCCUACAGGCUAGAGUUCACGCUCACCACUAGGACCACCAGGGAUCAGGCAGCAAGGCCUUUCCCAUGGCAGAACGGCUCCCCCCCCCGUCCCAGGCAAAACGGCCCCCCCCUCCCAGGCUAAAGGUAAGAAGGGAGGGGGGGGAUAUAACUUUUUUUUUAAAAUUAUUAUUAUUAAUUAAAAAAAAAAAAAUUUAAAUUAAAAAAAAUCACACUCACACACAUCACCCCCAGACACACACACAUCACCCCCAGACACACACAUCACCCCCAGACACACACAUCACCCCCAGACAUACACAGCACCCAGACACACACAGCACCCCCAGACACACAGCACCCAGACACACACAGCACCCCCAGACACACAAAGCACCCCCAGACACACACAGCACCCAGACACACACAGCACCCAGACACACACAGUACCCCCAGACACACACAGUACCCCCAGACACACACAGCAACCCCAGACACACACAGCACCCCCAGACACACACAGCACCCCCAGACACACACAGCGCACCCAGACACACACAGCGCACUCACUCACACACAGCGCCCUCACUCACACACAGCACCCUCACUCACACACAGCACCCUCGCUCACACACACACACACACACACAUAUAUAUAUAUAUAUAUAUAUAUAUAUAUAUAUAAAAUAACCCUCAGUGAGUUAACAGACAAAGAAAAUUAGAAUGUGACGGCAGAUAAAAACACCCUCACACACAGCACCCCUCUUACAUACACACACACUGCGCCCCUCACACAUACAAUACGUCCAAAUAUAUAUAUGUAUGUUUAUAUAUAUAUAUACACACACACACACACACACUACAGCACUACAUACAUUACGCUCCAGAUACACGCUAGAUCCCUUACCUUAUAUGCACUCUUAAUCCUCUAUACACACACACACACACACACACAAUCUCCUAUACACACUCUGGGUCCUUUACACACUAGAUCUCCUACACACACACUGCACCACCUACACACACACUACAUUCCUUGUCAGCAAACACAUACAACAUUCUCUAAACACACCCUCUCUACAACCCCUACACACACUACGUCACCUAUACACACACUACAGCCCGUAUGCACACACUCGCUACAUCCCCUAUAACACUAUGCCACCUAUACACACACUCUCUACAGCCCCUAGCCACACAUAUUACACCACAAACACAUAUGAAAUUGACCUAUUUACACAAUACCACACCACACUCUACACACACGCAAUCCCACAAGCAGGCUCCAAACACAUGCACCAUACACUUUCCUGGCCCUUUUGUCCUCUGGUAUCCCACUUGUGGAGACACCAGAGACAAUUUAAAAGCAAACACAGCGCAAGCAUGUUAUUAAAUUUGCUUGCGCUGCGCAGAACAAAUACAGGGCCUUUUUCUAAUGCCAGAGCUCUUCAGCAGGGCUCUGGCAUUGAACCAACAUGCUCACUUUGAGAGGGGGCGUGCUUGUCAUUAGUGAUGACAAAACACACCCUCUCUGGCCCCGCCCCCUUCUUAGGGGGCCGCUCUGAUUGAAAAAUGCCCGGGCCUAAUUUUUUCCCCAGUCCGGCCCUGACCCCACUAAUUAGAAAUGAUAUCCCUGUAUGUUAUGUUUUUGUAAGUAUUUAUCCAAUUGCAGUUUAAACCUCUGUGGUGACUCUGACAAAACCACCUCUUCAGGCAGAGAAUUACAUAUCUUUAUUGCUCUUACUGUAAAAAAACCUUUUCUUUGCCUUAGAUGAAAUCUCCUUUCUUCCAGCCUAAAUGUGUGACCUCGUGUCCUAUGUAUAGCCCUGUUUAUGAAUAGAUUUCCAGAUAAAGGUUUGUACUGGCCCCGAAUAUAUUUGUAUAAAGUUAUCAUAUCCCCUCUCAGGCGCCGUUUUUCCUAAACUAAACAGACUUAAUUUUUUUUACCUUUCUUCAUAACUAAAAUGCUCCAUUCCUUUUAUCAAUUUUGUAGCUCGUCUCUGGACUUUUUCUAGUGCCAUGAUAUCUUUCUUUAGAACAGGUGCCCAAAAUUGCAAAGCAUAUUCAAGGUGUGGUCUUACCAGCGAUUUAUAAAGAGGCAAAAUUAUAUUUUAAUCCCGAGAAUUUAUGCCCCUAUUUAUACAUGACAAAACCUUACUGGCCUUAGCAACUGCAGAUUGACAUUGCAUAUUGCUGCCUAAUUUGUUAUCUAUAACAAUUCAUCUGCCAUUUUAGUGCCCAGCCCCAAAUCUAUCCAAGUCCCUCUGCAGGAAAGCAAUAUCCUGCGGCGAGGGAGCUCUGAUCUUCCUGCUCCUUUGCGCACCCCAGGAUGCCGGGAUAUGAUAUCACAAAAGGUUUGCAUGAGGGAGCAGUGCAGAAAGAGUGUGAACAUCAGAGCAGCACCACUAGACCCCAGGGAGAAAAUCCACACCAACUCUCUCAAAUGUAGGGAGCAGUGGCGUACAUACCAUGGUCACAGGGGUUGCAGCUGCGACCGGACCUGGCCGCGCUGAGGACCCCUGUGUUAGGGUGCCGCAGUCAUGUUUUGCAGGCCUGGCCCGCGUGGUAUAACCACUGGAGUCGCAUGUUGAGGGGCCCCUUCAGGUGGCCCAUGCUGUUCAGGCCACCUGAUGGCUAUGGAUUUCCAGCGGGCCCGGUCAGCUUUAACAGCGCGACCGGGCCCCCUUUGAUGACAUCACAGCUGGGAGGAAGUGACUGACCCGUCACUCCUCCCAGCUUACAAUGGGAGCCGCAUGGGAGGAAGAGAGGAGGGAGUCAGAGAGGGAACUCUGACUCCUAUCAGGCUGAGCCAACACUGCACCCCAGGAAAGUCACGCACCUGCAUCGAAAAGGUAGGAAACAGGAGGGUGACUAAAAUAUUUUGUAUAUGAGUGUGUUUGUUUGUACGUAUGUGUCUGUAUGAACUUUUCUUUGUGUGUAUGUCUGUCUGUGUGUGUUGUCUGUGUGUGUAUGUAUGUGUGUGUAUGUCUGUGUAUGUGUGUGUUUGUAUGUAUAUGUUUGUCUGUAUAUAUGUGUCUGUGUGUGUGUGUUUGUAUGUAUGUUUCUAUGUAUGUAUGUGUGUUUGUAUGUAUGUGUGUGUGUGUGUUUGUAUGUAUGUGUGUGUCUGUAUAUAUGUGUCUCUGUGUGUGCGUUCGUAUGUAUGUAUGUGUGUGUGUGUGUACAGUGGUGUACAUGCAGGGGUCGCAACUGUGAUCGGGCCUGUCACUCCAGGGGGCCCAGCAGCCCUGCGGACCCCUGUGACCGGGUGCCCGCCGCCAUGUUUUUGCGGCCCGGCCCACGGGGUGUAACUAAUUUUUUGCAGACCUGCUCCACCACCUUGUAGGGCUCUUGUCAGGCGGCCUGCAGAUUAUCAUGGACCGGUUUCAGCCAAACUUUCUGCCCGAUAUGAAAGCUGCAGUUCCUUGUCCCCGUUUAAUUAAAUACCAUACUCACUGUCUACUCUGGGCAGGCCAGUGGUUCUCUUGCACGAUCCUUGUCAGCUGCUCCAAGCAGGCCCUCAGCUCUAGCACAUAAGAUAUGGUAGGGGUCCCUUUCAUCUCUGCUUCUCCCUCCCAAUGUUCCCUGAUGAGAUCUAGAGGACCUCUCACUCUUCACCCAUACAAUGAUUCAAACGGAGGAGAACCCCAGAGAUGCGGCAAGAAUCUCUCCCAAUCCUUGCAAGCGGUGGUGAACAUCCAAAGCAUUUGGUUCAGCGUUACAUUUUGUCCCGGUUCCCGGUUCCCGGUUCACUCCUUAGCUGAUAUCUCCUUGUGCAGUACCAUUGAUCACCACUCGCCCUGUUUGGUGCUAUUCCCUACAUGUAGGAACAUUAGCACUUCAGCUGGCCCUUGUUAGGCCCCUUUAUAGCCUGGCCUUGUUUCAUUUUUUCUGUUGCAGUAUAGGCCUUGCAUCCUCUGGCUCUGUAUCUUGUGACCCUGGCCUUGCAUCCUGUGGCUCUUGCCUUGCAUCCUGUGGCUCUGUAUCUAGUGACCCUGUAUCACGACUGCUAGUGAGGUCCAGCACGCAGAACUAUGUAACAUCUGCAUAGACAGAACUGAAAAUUAUAGAAUGUAAACUGGUCCUUAGAAUGGCCGGAUUAAUACUUUAGCGACAGAGAAUGGUCAAGGGAUAGCCGAGGUCAAGGAAGCCAGAAAUAUACAAUACCGUUUAACAAACCAAGUCAGGGAAACCAGAAAUCAGAAGUCAUAGCCAAGGUCAAAAUACCAGGAAUAUCAAGAACAGGACAAGAAAACACACGCUCGGGAAUCAGGAACGGAAACCACGACAGGGCAAAGAACAAGGGAACUUCAGAACGUGCAUGUGCGUCGAUGUCGUGAUGUCACACGCACGUUCGUGUGACCCUGGGGGGUGGAGCUAUUUAUGGCUGCGACCGAAUAGUCGGCGCCAUCUUUAUUCCGGGCAGGCGACCAGGAGAACCCGGCGGAGCGGCUCCUGACUCUCUGCUGAGCAGGUAAGCUCAGUGUGUCGGCACGACCGCACCUCACAGCAAGUCGGGGGCCGUGACACCCUGACCUUGCAUCCUUUUGGCUCUGACCGUGCAUCCUGUGACUCUGGACUUGAAUCCUGUCUUUUUCCUGUGCAACAUACCUGGUCCUGCCCAGUGUACUCUAUUUAACCAACUGUACCCUGUGUGAGAGAAAAAUUGGAAUAGUGGUUGAAGGAAGAUAUAUCAGGCCUGAUUUGCUAAACAGCAGCCAGAGAAUUUUCAGUUAAAUGCCCCAGGGAGAGAUGUUAAGUUUGCAAUAUACAUUGCUGAUGCUCUGCAAAACAUGGUAUGGGUCCCUGGGGCGGAGCAUUUGGAGAGCAGGGUGGGCCAAUGCUCGAACAGCACUAUAUUUGAUAUUUGUUUACAUCUUAUAAUAUAUAUAUGUCAGCAUUCAUUCCUUGUGGUUGUCAGUUAUUUUCUCUGCAUGAUGGGUUCCUGUUCUUGAAGGGAUUUGCUGUCAUAGGUCAGCACCCUUUCCUACCCUGACACAUUUAUUUAUUUUAUGUAUUACUGGUAUUUAUAAGAUGCUGUACAAUUAGUGGAGGACAUUCAAUAUACACAGACAAAUACAAAAGGUAGAGAGAUUAAACCGCUCACUGAGGCCAUUCAUCUGGGAGUAGAGCUCUAGAUAGGCCUACAAUAUCCACUGCUACCAUACUAAAUGGCUCUUCUACAAUGGGCAAAGAUUGUAGCCGAGCCCAGGGACAGUCUCCAUUUUAUCCUGUUUGCUGACAGACAUCACAGGUCUGGCAGUAUUGCUGAACAUACUGGGAGCUUCUGGGACAAAAUACAUUUUGAAUAACUUGAUGUAAGGUCCGUCGAAUACCUAGGUCUUCUGCCAGGGGAAUACCAUGCCCAAUCCACAGAAGCUCCAGCCAGUACUUCUGUGGGAUUACCAGCUGCUGAUUCAGCGCUGGGGCCACACCUCGGUUAGGGGUUCUUGUUACCCUAUACAGUUAUCCUAUGUGUUAAGGGUUAAUAAGUAUGUAGGGGUUUAAAAAAAAUACCCCUCUCUGUCUCAUUAGAGAUUGCUUUGCCUGAAGCUGAAGGAAGCAAGGUGAAUUGUUAGUGUAGGAGACACCUAGGAAGUUUGCCUUGACGUGGCAGGUGGGCUUAAACCUAACGGCCAUUGGAGUGAAAGAAAAAAAACUCCAUUUGUUUAAAUAUGCAUAGGGAUUUGGGGUAGUGCGCAGGUAACUCUUUCCUUUGUUUUUUAUAGUAAUCCCUGAGUCUAUAUAAAAUGUUCCCCUUCUAGCCCCGCUAGCGACAUGAUCUGUACUGCUGUAAGGACAAGUCCUCAGCUACUCCCCUCCCAAAUUCUGCUGGGAUAUCCCAUGCUAGUGGAGCUGUCACUACAGGGUGGGAUGAGGUUAGUUUGUCCUACCUGGGUCUCAUCUGAACAUGGUCUCGCUCGAGCUUGAAGAUGGCUAGUUACAGGAUGAGCCUCUUCUGUCGGUGGAGAAUGUGGAGGUGAGUUAACUGUUGUUUAUGAGCAAGACUUCGGAAGAUAGAUCGCUCAUGAUCCCUGCUUCCAUGGUGCCAGAUCCUGCACCCCACUCUAGAUGAACACAGGCUGUUGUACUAGAUGUACAUCGUUGUCUAGAUCUGACAGAUCUGCCGGUCUUAUCCACUUCCCGAUAAGGUGUCUCUGUACCAGGUCAGCGUGGCACCGGUAUCCAUCAGACCUUGUGCUACCCAGCCGUUUACCAGAACCAGUUGCUGGUGAUGUUGCUGGUUUUCAGCUGCUGCCUGAAUGUGGUCGGCUUCAUGCAGUUUUCCCCAGAACUGUUUGGGUCCAUAAUUGGUUUUCUCAUAAGCCAGUUCUUGGUUUGUGUCCAGGCAAUGUGCAGCAAACAAGGGGCGGAAGGGCUAGGUUGAUGGCAGGUGUUGCAUGGAAACUCAAGGGGCACAAUUUGCACAAUUUGCUUACAGCAGUAGAACCAGUGCCUGGGUAGACUGCUGGGGCUGGCACAUCUGGUGCCAGGAGCUGGGACAUCCGAAGAGGUAUUCCAGGCCCAGGAUGAUGAGUCUCUGUGUGUGACUAUGUCCGAAGAUUCGGGUGGUCAGUCUUCCUAGCAUCAGCGUACUCAUCCACUGGUUGAGUUUCUUCAGGGAGUAUGGGGAGUUUGCCUUUCCCAAACCCAUUAUGAGAUCUCCGGUGCAGGGGCACCGUAUAAUUGAUCAAGGAGAAGGAGUUGUACCACAUCCUCCAGCAUGCAUUCCAAUGCAUUGCUGUCCAAUCUAGUUGGCAGACCAAUUUGGUGAAGGAGACCCUCUUUCGGAGCUCACAAAACUUUCUGCAGUAUGCCGUGUUACUACAGAUCGAGUCAGCAGGGCUUCCUUCAUGUGAUCCUAAUUCCGCAGAUCUUCGUUGGGAGCAGAGAGGUAGACUUCUGCAGCUCUACCCGACAAUUUACCAGUCAGAAUGGGAGGGAACCCAGUGUCACAGCACACCGGUAGAGGCUGGUGCGCUGUGCUCACUCACCAGAUGCCAUAUGGAUUUCGGCGUCCUGGGUGUGGGGGACGUGCCAAACCCUUCAUUAGGCCACCAGCUUAUACCACAGCACUUCAGCAGCGUGCCAUGAAUGCAAGGUGUACCGCACUAUCCUCGCCCCCCAGCCCCUGCAGCCACUCCAUGUGGGUUGCAACUUGCAGGGGAAGGCAGGCACGCCAUGUCAACCCUUAUGCUUACCUCUCCUACUGUGGGCAUGUUGGGUGAUAUGUAUUGUGUGUUCCCCAUUCUGCUCCAGGUUCCCCUCAGGGUGACAAAGCUCUAGGAAAUAAAGAUCAGCAAGCAUGCAAGCAGCAUGGAGGUUUGCAAAUUAAAUGAACAAACUGCCAUAGCCUCCCACCCAGAUAGGGAGGUGUGGACACCUACUCACCAGAGGAGCCUUCCAAAUAUAUAGGCCCUGAGACUCCUACUUGUGGGAGUGCUCCUAUUACAUCUCCCCUAUUUAAGCACAGGACUCCCUAGGUCAGGCAUAGGCAACAUUUGGCACUGCAGAUGUUUUGGACUACACCUUUCAUGAUGCUUUGCCAGCAUUAUGGGUGUAAGAGCAUUAUGGGGGAUGUAGUCCACAACAUCUGGAGUGCGGAAGGUUGCCUAUCCCUGCCUUAGGUUCUGAGCAGAUCCUGUCUGAAGUUAUCAGGUUAUCUUCACCUGCCAGGAUUUCCUGAAUUAACCCCUGCCUGUCUGGACUCUGGUAAUACUCUUUGCUUUCUGGGUUUCCUGAAUUUACCCCUGCAACUCCUGUUCCAGCCUUGGUUAACCCCUGCAACCCUGUUCCAGCCCUGGUUUAACUCCUACAAUCCUGCUACAACUUCAAUCAAGCCUUUUACUCUUGUAAAAGACUUUAUGUUAUCUCAAGGACUUUUAUUUCCUAUAAAGGAAAUUUGCUGCUGUGACGUCCUCCAUGACCUGCUAAAUAAUCUCUGUUGAAGAGUUUGGGCCAAACAGGGAUAAUUGGGUCUUCACAUCCCGGUAGAAGUCGGCCCCCUCAAAGGAUCCAGAGGAUGCGGAGCCACUAGUUCGGCUAUGAGGGUGGUUUUAGCCUAAUUGCUGGUAAUCCUUCCCCUCACCUCCAACAAGUCCUUUAAGGUAUUCUUUUUUUUCAGGCACUCAUAGGACUUCGCCAUCCAGGUUCCAUUCACUAGUUUUCUUCACUUUUUCAGAGUAUCACUCUCCUUGGUCUUGGGAAAGGCAUUAUCCCACUUCUGCCACCAGUUGUGAAGGGACCGCUCCUAGUUCACCAGAGUGAUGCCGUCAGGGAUUCCCUUUCCCCACUGAGUAUGACUCAGAGUAAUUAUACUCAUUAUCCCAAUCAUCAGCCAAGGCUUGAUGCAGGGUACAACAUGCACACUCUAUUGGGUAACAUUGUUUUGUUUGUAUUUUUUAAUUCUUUAUUUUCAGUGACCGGGUGUACAGAUAAUGAUAAAUACCAGACAUCAUAAAACUUGUUGAAGUUAUGAUUGCGCAGUCUGUGGUCUUUUCCAUUCUGAUUAUUCUUAAUAAUAUCUGCUAAUAUUUUUCAAUAUACAUCUCAGUUCUGAUGAUUGUACAAUGACUACCAAUAGUUAUACAAUAUAACAUAUAAGAGAAAUAGAGUGAAUUAGAAAGUAAAGUUCAGUGUUAUUAUUUAACAAUUUCAAUCUGACCAUGUCAAUUGCUUGUCUCCUUGGGAAAGGCUUACUUUUGAUAUGUUAAAACAGUCAAGGUAUAUAGCCUCAUUCUGUAUAACUUUUGUCAGUUCUGCUUUGUAAGAGGUUACGAGUAAGGAGUAUAGGGAGAGGAUAUGGGGUGAACUAUCACAUCGAGAAACAGGUAAGAACGAACUAUGCGUUGAAACUUUGGGCUAGCUUAAUGGCCACUGGUUGGGGGCUGUGCUAUUUUGUGUCUGUCUGUAUCCAGGUAAUGCAUAUGUGUCCAUAUAUCCAAUGGCCACUACUCUAUCCUAAAUCUUCUUGAUCUUUCUGCUGCUUUUGACACUUUUGAUCAUCAACCGCUUCCUCUCAUUCUCCAUAAUCUCUGUCUACGAGAUACCUUUCUCUAAUGGUGCUCUUCCUACCUCUCCCAGCACUCAUUCAGUGUUUCUUUCUCUGGCUCUGCCACUUCUCCCCAAUCCCUCUACAUUGGUGUUCCCCAAGGGUCUGUCCUUGGUCCCCUAUUGUUCUCAAUUUACAAUGCCUCCCUUGGUAAACUCAUCAGCCCCUUCGGCUUCCAGUAUCAUUUCUAUGCGGAUGACACACAAAUUUAAUCUGUCCUCCCCUGAUUUCUCAUCACCCCUCAUGACUCGUGCCUCUGACUGCCUCUCUGCUAUUUCCAACUAGAUGGCUGCUCAUUUCCUUAAACUGAACCUGUCCAAAACAGAACUUCUGGUCCUCCCUCCAGUGUUGCUACUCCCUUGUCUGUGUCCUUCCAAGCAAGGAGCUACCAUUCAUGCUACCUCUCAGGCUCUCUGCCUAGGUGUUCUCUUUGACUCCGACCUCUCCUUCACCUCUCAUGUCCAAUCAAUCGCCAAAUCAAAUCCUGCUGCUUCCAUCUCAAAAACAUUGCACGCUUUCGGCCCUAUUUAAUGCCUGAUACAGCAAAGGUGCUUGUUCAUGACGUUUUUCUCUCUAGCCUAGAUUACUGUAGUCAGCUUCUCAGUGGUCUUACGUAUUCCCAACUUGCCCCAUUACAGUGUAUAAUGAAUACGGCUGCAAGGCUCAUCUUCCUGUCCGCACGCACCACCCACGCCUCCCCCCUUUGUCACCCAAUCUCCACUCCUUUUAAAAAAUCUUUGAAAACGUACUUCUUUAGGAAAGCAUAUCAAUUAAACAGCUUUCCCUCCCCACGCCCUGAUUCCUCUCCUGAAACUGUUAUCAACAAAAAAACACUAAGCCCUCAAUAAAUACUCUACUAGCAACCUACUUUUCUACCCUACUAUUACCUUUUGUGUCACUAUAACCCACUCCCUCUAGCAUGUAAGCUCAUUGAGCAGGGCCCUCAAUAUUUAUUUUCCUGUGCGUCCAACUUGUCUGGUUACAAAUACGUGUCUGUUAGUCCACCCAUUGUACAUCGCUACGGAACUUGUUGAUGCUUUAUAAAUAAUAAUAAUAAUAAUAAAAUCAUGCUUCCUGUAUCUGUUGAGAUAGUAUAUCAGUGUAUAUCGGUGUAGAGAACGAUAUGGUAGUCUGGUAAUGGUAAUCCCAAUGCCUAGUUUUGCAAUGUUUCUUCUCCUACCCAGGGCCGGCAUUAGGGGUGUGCGAGCUGUGCGGCCGCACAGGGCGCCAUGGAGCAGGGGGCGCCCUGCGGCCGACACAGCUCACACAUGGCUGGCCGGGAUUAAAAAAAUAUUGUGGCGGGGCGGAGCGGAGCUUACUGUGUGGCGGGGGUGGAGCUAAAAGUGCCGGGUAACUGCUGCAAGGGAAGCAGGAAGGAGUCCCUGCUUCCCCCAACAAACAGUCUCCAGGAGCUGCCUGCACUGCCUGUCUGCCUUCACAAUGAACAGAUGUGUGAUUGUCUGUGUGAGUGUGUCUGUGUGUGUAUGACUGCCUGCCUGUGUGUGUGUGUGUGUGUGUGACUGUCUGCCUGUGUGUGUGUGUCUGUGACUAUCUGCCUGUGUGUGUGUCUGUGUGUGUCACUGUCUGCCUGUGUGUGUGUGUGUGUGUGUGUGUGACUGCCUGCCUGUGUGUGUGUGUGACUGUCUGCCUGUGUGUGUCUGUAACUGUAUGCCUGUGUGUGUGUCUGUGUGUGACUGUCUGCCUGUGUGUGUGUAUAUGACUGUCUGCCUGUGUGUGUGUCUGUGUGUGUGUGUGUUUAUGUAUGACUGUCUGCCUGUGUGUGUGACUGUCUGCCUGUGUGUGACUGUCUGCCUGUGUGUGUGUGUGUGUAUGACUGUCUGUCUGUGUUUGUGUGUGUGUGUGUGUCUGUGUGUAUGACUUUCUGCCUGCGUUUGUGUGUGUGUGGCUGUCUGCCCGUGUAUGUGUGACUGCCUGCCUCUGUGUGAGGAUGUCUUCUUGUGUGUGUGGAUGGCCGCCUGCCUCUGUGUGUGUGUGGCUGUCUGCCUGCGUGUAUGUGUGUGGCUGUCUGUGUGUGUGUGGCUUUCUGCCUGUGAGUGUGUGUGUGUGGCUGUCUGCCUGUGUGUGUGUGUGUCUGUCUGUGUGUGUGAGACUGCAUGUAAGUAUGUGUGUGUAAGAAUGUGUGUGUGUGUGUGUGUGUGUAAAACUGUGUGUGUGUGGCUGUCUGCCUUUGUCUGUGUGUGGCUGUCUGCCUGUGUGUUUAUCUACCUGUAACUGUGUAUGUGUGUUACUGCCUGUACCUGUGUGUUUCUUCACCUAUGUGCAUGUGGUGGAUUUGAUAGUGUAUAUGUAUAACUGUGUGCAUCUGACUGUGGGAAUGUGUGCACGUAACUCUGCAAAAAUAUACACCUGCAUUCACACACAAGCCUAAAUGCAUGUUUUUAUCUGAAUUAAAUAACCAUCACACACAGCCAAUAAACCCAGCACAAAUAUCACAUACAACCAAUACAUGCAUAUCACGCACUGUUAAUACACCCAUUACAAAUAUCACACAUAGCAUACAUAUCACACACAGUCAUAACAUCUAUCACAUACACAGACAACACAAACAUUACAUCAUACAUGGAUGACGGGGGGGGGGCGCUGUGAAGAAUUUUGUGAGUGUGGGUGACUGUCUGCCUGUGUGUGUGACUGUGUGUGUGUGUGAUGUUCUGCCUGUGUGUGUCUGUCUGACUGUCUGCCUGCGUGUGUGUGUGUGUGUGUGUGUGUAUGACUGUCUGCCUGUGUGUGUGACUGUCUGUGUGUUUGUUUGACUGUCUACCUGUGUGUGUCUAUGUGAUGUUCGGCAGGGGUGGAGCUAAAAACUGCUGCAAGGGAAGCAGGAAGGAGUCCCUGCUUCCCCCAACAAACAGUCUCCAGGAGCUGCCUGCACUGCCUGUCUGCCUCCACAAUGAACAGAGGUAACUAUGUGUGAUUGUCUGUGUGAGUGUGACUGUCUGUGUGUAUGACUGCCUGCCUGUGUGUGUGUCUGUGACUGUCUGCCUGUGUGUGUGUCUGUGUGUGUGUGUGUGACUGUCUGCCUGUGUGUAUAUGUGUGACUGCCUGCCUGUGUGUGUGUGACUGUCUGCCUGUGUGUGUCUGUGACUGUAUGCCUGUGUCUGUGUGUGACUGUCUGCCUGUGUGUGUGUGUGUGUGACUGUCUGCCUGUGUGUUUAUCUACCUGUAACUGUGUAUGUGUGUUACUGCCUGUACCUGUGUGUUUCUUCACCUAUGUGCAUGUGGUGGAUUUGACAGUGUAUAUGUAUAACUGUGUGCAUCUGACUGUGGGAAUGUGUGCACGUAACUCUGCAAAAAUAUACACCUGCAUUCACACACAGGCCUAAAUGCAUGUUUUUAUCUGAAUUAAAUAACCAUCACACACAGCCAAUAAACCCAGCACAAAUAUCACAUACAACCAAUACAUGCAUAUCACGCACUGUUAAUACACCCAUUACAAAUAUCACACAUAGCAUACAUAUCACACACAGUCAUAACAUCUAUCACAUACACAGACAACACAAACAUUACAUCAUACAUGGAUAACGGAGGGGGGGGCGCUGUGAAGAAUUUUGUGAGUGUGGGUGACUGUCUGCCUGUGUGUGUGACUGUGUGUGUGUGUGUUUGACUGUCUGCCUGUUUGUGUGACUGUCUGUGUGUGUGAUGUUCUGCCUGUGUGUGUGUGUCUGUCUGACUGUCUGCCUGCGUGUGUGUGUGUGUUGUGUAUGACUGUCUGCCUGUGUGUGUGACUGUCUGUGUGUUUGUUUGACUGUCUACCUGUGUGUGUCUAUGUGAUGUUCGGCAGGGGUGGAGCUAAAAACUGCUGCAAGGGAAGCAGGAAGGAGUCCCUGCUUCCCCCAACAAACAGUCUCCAGGAGCUGCCUGCACUGCCUGUCUGCCUCCACAAUGAACAGAGGUAACUAUGUGUGAUUGUCUGUGUGAGUGUGACUGUCUGUGUGUAUGACUGCCUGCCUGUGUGUGUGUGUGUCUGUGACUGUCUGCCUGUGUGUGUGUCUGUGUGUGUGUCUGUCUGCCUGUGUGUAUAUGUGUGACUGCCUGCCUGUGUGUGUGUGUGUGACUGUCUGCCUGUGUGUGUCUGUGACUGUAUGCCUGUGUCUGUGUGUGACUGUCUGCCUGUGUGUGUGUGUGUGUGUGUGACUGUCUGCCUGUGUGUCUGUGUGUGUGUGUGACUGUCUGCCUGUGUGUGUGUCUGUGUGUGUGUAUGUAUGACUGUCUGCCUGUGUGUGUGGAUGUAUGACUGUCUGCCUGUGUGUGUGACUGUCUGCCUGUGUGUGUGUGUGUGUAUGACUGUCUGCCUGUGUUUGUGUGUGUGUGUGUCUGUGUGUAUGACUGCUUCCGUGUGUGUGUGACUGUGUGUGUGUGGCUGUCUGCCUGUGUGUGUGUGACUGCCUGCCUCUGUGUGAGGAUGUCUUCCUGUGUGUGUGGAUGGCCGCCUCUGUGGCUGUCUGUGUGUUUGUUUGACUGUCUACCUGUGUGUGUGAUGUGAUGUUCGGCAGGGGUGGAGCUAAAAUGCUGCAAGGGAAGCAGGAAGGAGUCCUGCUUCCCAACAAACAGUCUCCAGGAGCUGCCUGCACUGCCUGUCUGCUCUCCACAAUGAACAGAGGUAACUAUGUGUGAUUGUCUGUGUGAGUGUGACUGUCUGUGUGUAUGACUGCCUGCCUGUGUGUGUGUGUGUGUGUGUGUGUGUGUGUGUGUCUGUCUGCCUGUUUGUAUGUGUGACUGCCUGCCUGUGUGUGUGUGUGACUGUCUGCCUGUGUGUGUCUGUGACUGUAUGCCUGUGUCUGUGUGUGACUGUCUGCCUGUGUGUGUGUGUGUCUGACUGUCUGUGUGUGUGUCUGUGUGUGUGUAUGUGCUGUCUGCCUGUGUGUGUGUCUGUGUGUGCAUGUAUGUAUGACUGUCUGCCUGUGUGUGUGUAUGACUGUCUGCCUGUGUUUGUGACUGUCUGCCUGUGUUUGUGUGUGUGCCUGUGUGUAUGACUGUCUGUGUGUGUGUGUGGCUGUGUGUGUGUGUGUGUGGCUGUCUGCCUGUGUGUGUGUGACUGCCUGCCUCUGUGUGAGGAUGUCUUCCCGUGUGUGUGGAUGGCCGCCUGCCUCUGUGUGUAUGUGUGGCUGUCUGGCUGCGUGUAUGUGUGUGGCUGUCUGUGUGUGUGUGGCUUUCUGCCUGUGUGUGUGUGUGGCUGUCUCUGUGUGUGUGAGACUGUCUGCAUGUAUGUGUGUGUAAGACUGUGUGUGUAUGUAAAACUGUGUGUGUGUGGCUGUCUGCCUGUGUGUGUGUGUGGCUGUCUGCCUGUAAUUGUGUGGGAGUGUGUUACUGCCUGUACCUGUGUGUUUCUGUCUGAUCCUGUGUAUGUGACUAUCUGCCUGCGACUAUGUGGAUGUGGUGGAUUUGACAGUGUAUAUGUAUAACUGUGUGCAUCUGAGUGUGGGAAUGUGUGCACAUAACUCUGCAAAAAUAUACACCUGCAUUCACACACAGGCCUAAAUGCAUGUUUUUAUCUGAAUUAAAUAACCAUCACACACAGCCAAUAAACCCAGCACAAAUAUCACAUACAACCAAUACAUGCAUAUCACGCACUGUUAAUACACCCAUUACAAAUAUCACACAUAGCAUACAUAUCACACACAGUCAUAACAUCUAUCACAUACACAGACAACACAAACAUUACAUCAUACAUGGAUGACGGGGGGGUGGGGGCACAUACACACUCAGAUUCACACACUGACACAUAACUCAGAUACACACACACACACACUCAGAUACACACACUGGCACAUACACUCAGAUACACACCCUGAAACACACAUAGCUGUCCUUUCCUCUAUGCCGGCUGAUAUCACAGGGGCUCGGUCGGCUCUUAAAGGGCUGACACCUGACCGGGCCCCUGAUUAGUGGGUAAUAUGGGGAUGUUAGAGGGCGCAUAUCAUACACAAUAUAAUGGACAUCAGAUUGUGUGUGUGUUUUCCGGGAUAUUGUGUAUGACUUGCGGGAGUCAGGGAGCAGCAAUCACCAUGCAGGAGUCUCCCAGAACUACCGGGAGACUUGGGAUGUCUGAUAGGGGUGCACUGUUUGAAUAGGGGGUAUAGGGUGUGUGUGUGUGUAUAGGGGAUGUAGAAUGUGGUGGGAUAUAUGCUUAUUAGCGUAUCUAUUAUUAUUCAUUUAAUUGUUAUAAGAAAAAAAAUAGUCGUUUCUUCUACCUGGUACUUUGUAGGUAUGGGGACAUUCCAAUCCAUGGUGGUCCAGUGGACUGAGUAUCAAUUGGUCUAUGGCCUGUCCCUGCAGGCUUUUCAACACAAACACUGCCUUUUCAGAUAAAUAGCUACAUUGCUGCCUAGUAACUCUGAGGGUUAUCCUACAAGUGGGGAGAUGAAACACCACUGUAAGCUGUUUUACCGGGAGCUGAUAAUAGCGCUGAAAAACAAGAGUUGGCAAUUUUUAGUUCUAUGUUGUCAAUAGUCCAUAGACUUACAAUACUGCACUAUCGGUUUCCUAUUUUCUCUUUUGCAUAUGCCAUUGAUGUGUGAUACCACUCCGGAGAUAUCUUAUUCAACAUUUGAAGACUUUUAAAACCUCAAAAGGACAUUCUUUAUUUUAUAAUUUUUUUAUUUUUUUUGCUGUGCAGAGGUGUACAAACAGUCAAGUCAUGCCACAACAUCAGUUGACACAAACAUCUUAAUACAUAGCUUACAUGUGAGAUGGCAUUCAGAGAGAACGUGCACAAUUUUUAGGAUUAUAAUGAUAGGCAAAGAAACAGGUGAGUUAUAAAGUUAUGAGUGUUGCAAGAGUGGUUAACUGACUCAUGCUGGAGCUUAGCCAGAGUAUAGACCCCAGAGGUCCCCAUGUUAAUAAAGUGGUGAAAGCAUGGUAGGGAAAUAAACUAAUGACUAAUGACGGAUCAAUUACAAGAAAGGAUGCCCCUCUGGCACGAAGAACCCCCAACAGAGUGAGACAAAAUGAUAAGAUAAUUGAUCUGCUCGGUCUCCAGUUCACCCGAUACCCAUCAUGGGCAGAGCACAGUCCAGCACUUGGGGAGAGCACUGCAAGCCUUCAGGCCCGGAUGGAAUUCGGUGGGCCAUAGCGUGCUCUUUGCUCGGGGUUUCUUGCACUACUUCCCUCUUCACGGGUGAUCCGGCUGUGGUCCACUUCAAUGCCCGUCUCUGCGUUGCUUUACGUGUAGAUAAGCCUUGCUGUCGUUUCUGCAGCCACGCUUGGGCUUUCCACUUAGGGAGCUCCAGGUGAGAGCAUGGGGUUGGCUGUGGGUGCAAGCGUUCACUUGUGUGUGGUGAAUCCUGUCUGUGCAUUCUGCUUUCCAGGCGCUGCCAGAAAUCUUCAAACAACCUGUCAAGCUUGGAGCCAAGAUCAUGCAGUUCAUCGCUUGGGCUAUGGAAAUAUGCUGUCUCUGCCAUGUUAGGCAGAUCGCCAGUGUGGGAUGCUUUUCCCUGUGCUUCUGCAGCAUCCGGGUCACCCUCUGGUGGACCGGGAUCUCCCCCACCGGUCCGGGGGGUUGGAGGGGGUAACGGUGCGCUCGUUUGGCUUCCAGAUUGAGAGACCGGCUGCAUCUCCCUCUCAGUGCACACUAGGCCACAACUGCUGUGGUGGGGAAAUAAGCUCCGAACGGGCCAUCAGACUGCCUCCUGGCUUGUCAGGUAGGUCAGGGAGCACACAUGUCACCUCAGGUAGUUUUGGUUUGUGCCAGGAAGGCUUUAGUGAGCCGUUCAUAGCAGGCUUAUGGUGGAGUUCAGUCGAGGUACGUCCUUCCACCAUGAAAGUCAGGCCCCGCCCCUCCCAAAAUGACAUUUUUAUCUUUUACUUGGUACCUUUUUUUAUUACUUACCACAAUAUUGUAUUUAGGUUUUUUAAUUAGUUACCACAAUAUUGUAUUUAUUUUGGCGCUACCUGUAUCCUUUGUUCUGUUUGUUUAAUAAAAAUCUCUGUUCGUACUCUUACCUCUGAUGCUCGCCUUAAAUACUUCUCUGCGGCUGCACCGUUCCAAUGGAACACCCUUCCCCUCUCUAUUAGACUUUCACCCUGUCUCCACUCCUUCAAAAAAUCUUUGAAAACUUACUUCUUCAGGAAAGCAUAUUAAUUAAACCGUGAACAACUUUACCUCCUCGCACCCUGAUUCCUCUCCUGCAACUGUCAUCCAAACAAAACACUAAGCCCUCAAUGAACACUAUCCUAGCAACCUAUUUUUCUACCCUACCCUUACCUUUUGUGUCACUAUACCCUACUCCCUCUAGCAUGUAAUCUCAUUGAGCAAAGACCUCAAUCCGCCCAUUGUACAUCGCAUAGGAAUUUGUUGGUGAUUUAUAAAUAAUAAUAAUAAUAUAAAUUAUUAGAAUUGGUCACAAGCUCUAUUGUGAUGAUCAUUUAAAGUAUGGGGCAUUGUAUGUAAUGUUGCAGGUUAUUGGAAUUUCAUUAUAUAAAAAUAUAUAGUAUAUCCACAGCAGUGAGAGAGUGCAAUUCAUUUUGGAUUGUUACAGUAUUUAUGUAUGGGUUAUUUAUAUACAGGGCCUGCAGCAUUCCAUCUCAUUAGCUUAGGCUAUGUAGCAAAUUGUAUAUAAAGUACAUCACAAUGUGUUUAUUUAUUUUUUUCUCUUUGCUCCAGCACUCCCCGUUUUGUAUAACCUUAAAAUCACUGCUUCGACCCUAAUUUCCUUUUUCGACCCAAAUUCCCCAAUACCAGCAGAGCAUUUAGCAAACUGUGAGUAAUUGGGAGAAUGGCUGCCUGUCCAGCGGCACGAAGUGGGUUAAUGACACUAAUCCGCAGGAAAGUCAGCGUUCCGUGUAAAGCGACGCUCACUCCUCUUGCAUGCAGGGAGUUGUAGUUCCCGUCCAAAUGUUAACGCUCCAACGAAAACGUCCUUGAAACUACAACUCCCGACGUGCCUCGCGAAGCCGGGCUUCCUGAUUGGUUGUCUUCGCCAAGCUUGCAAUUAAGUGUGGUUGCAUCGCGCAAGGGCUGGCUGUAAGGUGAGGAGAAUGGAGCUUUAAUUAUUUUAAAUUUUUGGGAUAUAGGAGAUGAGUUAGCCAAUGGAUAUUCAGAGUGCUGGGUAGGAUUUCAUGUUUUAAGUAUAAAUUCCAGAUAGCAGGCCAAAGCAAUCAACCUAUAAUAAGAUGCACGGUAAAAAUGCCCCCUCCUCUUCCUCCCUGUCCUGUAAUAUGGAGCACUCUCCAUGGUGUAUACUAAAUGUACCUGGAAAAUGCCUUGAAACAAGGUGUGCACUUAUUAGAGUCCAGUGUAAACUAUAAGAAAUAUCCUUUGUUUUAAAACUCACUGUAAAACCUCCACUGAAGUUAAAUGCAUUGUAAACCCCACUUACAUCAUAAAUAAACCAUUGUAAUAUUUGGGAUUUCUUGCUAAAAAGGCCCUUAAUCCCCUCCCUUUGCAUCAGUUGUAUUACCUUAAUAAUGUAUUUAUUUACUGCACUCCAUUGGGAAGGUGCAAUGGAAUAUCCUGGGCAGUUUAGUAAUUAAUCUUACUGUGACUGAGUAUUUUUUUCCCCCAAACUUUCUGCGAGUUUUGAAAUUUCUUCCUUCUUAUAUUGUGUUUUUUUUAAAAGGAAACAUUCUGUUGAUAUCCUACCUGUAUGUAAUGGGUGUGAACAAAACCUGAAUAAAUGAGGAAAAAGAAACUAAAAAUACAAUUUAGGUUAUAAUAACGUAUGCAUAACUUGCAGUUAAGUAAAAAUAUCACAACAUAGAUUAGUUUAUUCAUCUCAGUUUUGGGAAUACUUUAAUUCAUUGUUUUUAUUACUCCAAUCUGCGCUUGAACAAGUAGGAAUUUACAGUAUAUAAUAUAAACCUUAUACUUUUCCAAAAUGUGAUGUGCCAGGACAGUAAGUUUAAUCGUGGUGCCAAAGACCAAAAGAGCUACAGACACCCCGACCACUUCAGCUCAUUGCAGUGGUCUGGGUGCAGUGUCCCUGUCCCCCUUAGUCCUGCCAUGUAAAACAUUGCAGUUUGUGAGAAACCACAAUGUUUACAUUGCAGCACUAAGACAGCCUCUAGUGGCUGUCUACCGGAAAGCUACUAGAGGUGCUUUUGGGAUUUUACCGGACUCUAGGUCGCCUAACUGACAUUGGACGUCCUCACAGUCUGCAUGAGAACAUACAGCAUCAGUGAAAUCCUCUCAGGAAAGCAUUGAGUUAAUGCUUUCCUAUGGCAGCCUUUGACAAAUCCCGGUCGCCAUUGCGACUCGGAAUCUUGCCCUGGUGCCUGUAACUGGUCAGCCCGUUCCCUCCCUUUUCCCGCAGGGGAACUGCAAGCUUGAAGGGCAGCAUUUAAAGACUGCCAGCUUGCCUUCCGCAUUCCUCCGAGCCAACCCACAUUGUGCAAAGCUGGUCCGGCCGCUGUCCUCAGAGCCGGCCCGGCCGCUGUCCUCAUCCAGCACCUUUACGCAGAGCUGGCUGCUCUCCCUUUCCCCUGCAUGCCGGGAGGAAGUAAUUACAGUUCCCUUCAUUUCCUCCUGGCGCACAGAGAUCUGCACGAGGCUGAAGAGACAGGAGGAGGUGGAGUCUGGAACAGCGCGAGCAGCUGCUCCCGUCAGCCGCAGCCAGCCCCCCACUAACCUAUUGCCAUUUGCUCCUGCCCAGUCCCACUGGAUCCCAGUGAAGCCACCCCCCUGAGCCCAAAAGGUAGGAAACAGGAGAGUGGUUAAAAAUAUGUAUUUUUUAUUUUUAUUUGUGUGUGUGUGUAUAUCUGUUAUGCAUGUUUGUGUGUAUCCAUUUGAGUGUAUCAAAUAAUACUUUGUGACUGUGUGGGGUGAGGAAGACCACUACAUUGUUUCCUACCUUUUGGGCUCAGGGGGGUGGCUUCACUGGGAUCCAGUGGGACUGGGCAGGAGCAAAUGGCAAUAGGUGUGUCUGUCAGUGUGUGUGUGUUGUGUCUAGGUGGGUGUGUCUGUCUGGGUGGGUGUGCUUUUAAGUCACCAGCCCCCUCUGAUCGCAUGGGAAUUGUAUUGUUACUCACCUUUUUUCCAAUGGUAUGCUGGUCUCGCUGCAGCUGGCCAGCCUCCAUAGCUAAGAUUAUCAAUCUCCUCAUAGAGAUGUAAUAAAUAAAUGCAGAGCGUGAAGACGCUGAAUGUAAGUAGGAGACACUUUAGUGGCCAUUUGAGUGAUGGCCACUAGAGGUGUUACUAGGCAGCAAUGUAAACACUGGCUUUUCUCUGAAAAGGCAGCAUUUACUUUGAAACGCCUGCAGGGACAAUCUAUAGACUUCAGACCACUACAUUAAGCUGUACUAGUUCUGGCAAGUAUAGUGUCCCUUUAAGAAUUGUAAAUGCUUUCCUAUGAGACCGUCUGAAUGCGCGCGCAGCCAGCCCAAAAGGGAGGAGAGGAGGAGGAUCGGAGGCGGAGAGCUCCCCGCUCGGCGCUGGAGAAAGGUAAGUUUUAACCCCUUUCCUCUCCCCAGAGCCCGGCGGGAGGGGGACCCUGAGGGUGGGGGCACCCUCAGGGCACUAUAGUGCCACAAAAACGAGUAUGUUUUCCUGACUCUAUAGUGGUCCUUUAAUGAACCAAUUUCAGUGAUAUUACGUAGAAUGAAUGCUUAAUGUAUGGGGAUUUGUUUGAUUGGGUACUAAAGAUGACAUAUUUUUAAGUGAAUUAAAUCAUAACAUUAGUUAAUGUGUGAGGCUGUAGCGCACAUUUCUGCAUGGGUGUUCUCCUUGAGGUGCUCAAGUGUAUGCGGUUUGUUCACAUACACCCACUCCUUCAAAUUUCCCCAUAGGAAGUUAUCGAGAGCUGAAAGUUUGGGUGAAUUCAUCUGGGAAUUCCUGACUUUAUCCACUCGCCAAACAGUUGUCUCAUACAUAUUUGGAUGGCAUUAUUUGGCUGAGCAUGUCAGCCUGGGACCAGACUGCAGGUGCCUUGUGGAAUCCGAAGAUUUGACCCAGAACCAUAGGACAACACCUGUAGCCUAUUAGCAGCAUAAUCUAUACAUUGGCACGUAGUCAGGGCCGGCCUUAGGCAUUCAGAUGCCCUGUGCGAAACAUCUUUGCAGCGCCCCCCCCCCCCCCUAUAAUCCAUGUAUAGUGUGGGUGUAUAGAAGUGUAGUGAUUGUAUAGGGAAUUUAUUAAAUUAAUAAUGAUUUAAAAAUAAAUAUUCAUUACACACACACACAUUUACAGGCAGAUAAUUAAAAACACACACAGGUACAGAUGGACAGUCACGUACAUACAGCCACAUAUACAGUGUCACACAUACACUGUUUCAUGCAGACAGCCACACACACACAGAGGCAGACAGACACACACACACACACACACAUAGGCAGACAGACACACACAAAGGCAGACAAUCACACAUAGUUACCUGUAUUCAUUAUGGGAAAUAGUGCAGCUCCUGAAUUCUGGUUGUUGGGGAAGCAGGAACUCUUUCCUGCUUCCCAUGCAGUAAUUACCCGGUACUUCUAGCCCCGCCCCCACUACACGCUAAGCCCCGCCGCUUUUUUCUUUUUAAUCCCUGGUGGAGAAUAAUGAAAUCCUCCACCCGGGUAACCAGCAAUAUGCGAGCUGUGUCGGCCACAUGGCCCCUUCUGCUCCAUGGCGCCCUGUGCGGCCGCACAGCUCGCAUACCCCUAAGGCCGGCCCUGCAUGUAGUGAUUAUGGUGAUUAGACUGCCAAUUUUAAGAAACAUUGUAUACAUUUUGGAGCAGGCACUUCUGAUUGUUGUCUUUGUUUCAAGGCUAAAAAUUCAAAGUCCUAUGCUACUAAACAGGCUUAAAAGUUACUCGUCACUUUAAACCUGGGGGUCCAUAGCACACUCAUCAGGGGUGAAUUUUUACUCGCCAGGUUUGACGUUUCGCUCAACAAAAAGGCUAGUUGGAGAGUGGAAAUUGUGAGCCCUGUUCGUUCUAUUCAGCAAUAGUGGUUUGCAAAUGCAUGCUGCUAUGCUCAACUCCACUGCACAUUAUCACAGGAGAGAAAGAGGUUUCCCUGUGACCAGGGCUCGAGUCCUGCAGGAACGCGUGGGAACAGCGUUCCUGCACUUUUUUUUGAGCAGGAACGCUGUUCCCGUUUGUGGUCCUGCAGGCACUCAGGGGGCGCCCCCAAAAGCCCCCCAUGCUCCCCCUGUCAUGGGGUCCCAAGAGGUGGCCUGAUGGCCAUCUGAUGGACCCCCCCGGCGGGCUGCUCUCUCCCUGUCACACCCGGCGAGGGAGCUGUGUCCUCAUUCUGCCUCUCGCCGCGCGCCAUUUGCUGAUGCUGGGAGCCGGAAUAUGACAUCAUAUUCCGGCUCCCAGCAUCAGCAGAUAGCCCGCGCGACGAGAGGCAGCAGAGAGGACACAGCUCCCUCGCCGCGUGUGAUAUGGAGACAGCUGCCCGCCCCACUGGACCCCAGGGACAGGUCCACGCCAGCUCUCCAGGUACGGAGGCUGGGUGGACUUUUGUAAAAAAUAAAUAAAAAAUAUAUGAAUAAUUUGUGUGCAUGUGUGUGUGUCUGUGAGAGUGUAUGUGUGUGUGUGUCUGUGAGAGUGUAUGUGUGUGUCUGUGAGAGUGUAUGCGUGUGUCUGUGAGUGUGUGUUUAAAUAUGCAUAUGAGUGCAAUUUUUUUUUGAGGGGGGGAUGAUGGUGGAACUUUGGGUGAGUUCCCACACUUUAUUCCCUUAGGACUUGACCCCUGCCUGUGACCUUCCAAGGCUUUGUAAGUAGAAGGCACGGUGCUUGCUGAGUAGUUAUAUUCAUUCUUUUUUUCAUCUGAGCUGUGGAUACCAAAAUCCCUUGCUAGCUUGGAUAAGUAUAGAACACAGCUGAAAACCAUCAGUUUAUCUGUGGAAAUUCAGUGAUCUCUGCAAAUUGUAUAUUUUAAAGUGACAUUCAUGUUAGCAUGCUUAUUCUUUGUCUCGUAUUUUCCUUCUCUUCAUCACUCCGAACUUCACAACUCUCCUCCCUUUGUUUCUUUAUUCUUUGUCUGUAUCUCCCAUCUUUUAUAUUUACGUAAAGGUACACUGUAGUCACCAGAACAACUCAGCUUCUUGUAUUUGUUCUUAUGAGUAUAAUCAUUCUCUUGCUGUAAACACUGUCUUUUUCAGAAAAAAUGCAGUGUUUACAUUACAGCCUGUAUCCCUGGCCACUAAUCAGAUGGCUACUAGAGGUACUUCCUGGGGCAAUGCUGCACAGUGAGCACCACUGUCAUUGGGUGUCUUCACGCUCUGCAUGCAGACACUGAACUCUCCUCAUAGAAAUGCAUUGAUUCAAUGUAUCUCUAUGAGGUGAUGCUGAUUGGCCAGGGCUCUGUUUGGCUUUUGCUGGCUCUACCCAUGAUCUGCCCGCUUGACAGUCUUAGCCAAACACUUUUGAUGAUGUCAGCCAAGCAGGCAGAUCAGGGGCAGAGGCAGAAUGCAAUAAAAGUAAGAUUUUGCUAUAUUUAAGGUGGUAAGGGGGCUCCAGGGGAGGUUGAUGGUGGCUUUAACACUAUAGAGUCAGGAAUACAUGUUUGUGUUCCUGACUUUAUAGUGUUCCUUUAAUAUAUUCCCACUCGCUUUCUAUCACUUAUCUUUUUUUUUUCAUGUUCAUAUUUAGCAGAUGGACAUGAGACCCCAUGUAAUCUGUGCCAUGUUUUGGUCUGGGCAGCUGCCACUUUUGUACUGAGUUAAAGAUGGCCUUGAUACAAUUUUAACCCCUUAAGGACGGCGGGCGUGCUAUGCUGUCCUUGGGGUCCCGGCUCUAAACACCAGGGGGCGGCAUAGCACGUCCCCGCCGUACUGUUUACUUAUAGCGGUGUAGGGACUCACCUGGCAGCCCAGGGAGUCCCCCUCCGUCUGUUUUGGCCCCCCUGGGCCAUGUGAUCACGAUUUCCUUGCAAGGACCUCACAAUCACAUGGACUGCAUAACCCUCCAAGGCAGUGCCAGCAGGGGGAGUGCCUGUAAAAUAAUUAAAUGUUAAAACAGUUGAAAAUUAAAUUAUAUAUACUUAGACUUAGACUUUAUUAUAUAUAUAUGAUCUAUGUGUGUGUGUAUGUAUGUGUAUACACAUAUACACAUACACAUAUAUAUAUAUAUAUAUAUACAUAUAAUCAUUAUAUAUAUUUAUAUAUAAUAUAAAAUAAAUAUGUAAAUACGUUAAAAAAUUUAAAUAAAUAUAUGUGUGUAAUUUUGUACUAACUGUAUUUUAAAAUUAAUAUGUAUAUAUAUCUCUAUCAAAAUGCACGUAGAACGAAAUUAUAUAUAUAUAUAUAUAUAUAUAUACAUAUAUAAGUAUAUACGUUUAUAUCACUAUAAAUAUAUACUUAUAUAAAAAUAAUUUUUAAAAAUAUAUAUAAUAAUUCUACGUAUAUAUUUAUGUAAUAAUAUUACAUAAUCAGGUCACUUUAUUAAUUACAAUUUGUGGGACCUGCCUGACAACCCAGGGCAAAAGACCAGGGAAUUUAAUUUGCUAGCACUAUAUUUAACCCUGUAACUUUCCAAGACACCAUAAAACCUGUACAUGCGGGGUUCUCUUUUACUCAGAAGACUUUGCUGAACACAAAUAUUAGUGUUUCAAAACUGUAAAAUGUAUUACAACGAUGAUAUCGUCAGUGAAAGUGAAAUUUUUUGCAUUUUUUACACACAAAUGGCACUUACACGGACAAUAUAAUUGUUGUGAUAUGUUUUACUGUUUUGAAACACUAAUAUUUGUGUUAAGCGCAGUCUCCUGAGUAUAACAGUACCCCUUAUGUGUACAGGUUUUAUGGUGUUUUCAAAAGUUACAGAGUCAAAUAUAAGGCUUGCGUUUCAGUUUUUUCACAUUGAAAUUCGAAAGAUUGUUUACGUUGCCUUUGAGACCGUAUGGUAGCCCAGGAAUGAAAAUUACCCCCAGGAUGGCAUACCAUUUGCAAUAGUAGACAACCCAAGGUACUGCAAAUGGGGUAUGUCCAGUCUUUUUUAGUAGCCACUUAGUCACAAACACUGACCAAAAUUCUCAUUCCCGGGCUACCAUACACUCUCAAAGACAACGUAACCAAUCUGGCGAAUUUCAAUGUGAAAAAAAAUGAAAUGUAACAUGCUAUAAUUGACUCUGUAACUUCUUAAAACACCAUAAAACCUGUACACGGGAGGUACCGUUUUACACGUGAGACAUCGCUGAAUACAAAUAUGUGUAUUUUAUUGCAGUAAAAACAAACUGUAUUAUGACAUUCACAGUUAGAAUGUCACAUAGAACUAAAAUGUUUUUUAAAAAUUCUUAUUUUCUACCAUUUUUAAAAAAUAUUUUAUUGAUAUUAAAUUAUGUUUCAUGCCUAAAUAUUUUAUGUUAAAUGAAAGCCCUGUUUCCCCUGAAUAAAAUGAUAUAUAAUAAGUGUGGGUGCACAUAAUAUAAAAGAGGCGAAUUACGCCUGAACAGACAUAUAGCGCAAAUUCAAGUUUUUGUUUUUGUUUUGAUCACAACGUGUACAUUUGGCUCAAUCCGUACGGGGUUAAUAGUGAUAGAUUUGUGCAUAAUUGAUUGUUGUUGAUAUCUUUUCUAAAACUCUUUAAUAAAGGGGUACUUAAAAAUUUCACAAUUUAUUACAGCACAGCAAGAGUUUCAAAUGUAUGAAAUAUGUUCGCAAGUUUUAAUUUCACUCAAAAGAUACCAAGCCUAUUCAUUGCCUUGUUUCAGUAACAUUUUACAUGUAUACAAUCCCAUGACACCUGUAAAGAUGAUAACUAGCACUUAUUUUUGGGUUUGAUGGGAAUUUAUCCAGUUUAGCUCUCUUAAGGGAUUAGUCCUGCUUUUGACAAACCUGUUAUUUUGAGCUUAAACUAGAUAUUUAAAUGUUGCCGCCCACAUAAUGAAUGUACCACUAGUGGAAAAAAAUUGAGAGUCCUUUUAGAAGUAACAAUAGGACAAAAGCUGAGGUGUGGGAACGUCCCAGCCUUAACUGUCAUUAAACAGAAAUAAAGAACAUUUUGUGGCUGUAGUACAUUACACAAAUAUACAUUUACACUGGCACCCAUUCAUUUCAUCCUCCCUUUGCUUACAUUGGUAGUAAAGUUGCACCGCAACUCAGUGGAAGCCUGUGUGCACCUUACUGUAGAUGGGAUAGACACUAUUUGGUAUGCAGGGGGUAGAGGCUGUAGUAAAUUCAAGGGAGGGUUAUGUGCUAUAAUGGGUGCAGGGAAAGUAUAGGGGCUGCAGGGCCGGCCUUAGGGGUGUGCGAGCUGUGCAGCUCGCACAUUGCCGGCUACCCGGGUGGAGGAUUUCAUUAUUCUCCACCAGGGAUUAGAAAGAAAAAAAGCGGCGGGGCUUAGCGUGCGGUGGGGGCGGGGCUAGAAGUACCGGGUAAUUACUGCAUGGGAAGCAGGAAGGAGUCCCUGCUUCCCCAACAACCAGAAUCCAGGAGCUGCAUUACUUCCACCUCCAUAAUGAAUAGAGGUAACUAUGUGUGACUGUCUGCCUUUGUGUGUGUGUGUGUGACUGCCUUUGUGUGUGUAUGUGGCUCUCUGCCUCUGUGUGUGUGUGUGUGGCUGUCUGCAUGUAACGGUGUAUGAGUGACACUGUAUAUGUGGCUGUAUGUAUGUGACUGUCCAUCUGUACCUGUGUGUUUUUGUAAUUAUCUGCAAAUGUGUGUGUGUGUGUAUGACUGUCUGCCUGUAACUCUGUGUGUGUAUGUGUGUGUAAUGAAUAUUUAUUUUUAAAUCAUUAUUAAUUUAAUAAAUCCACUAUACAAUCACUACACUUCUAUACACACACACUAUACAUGGAUUAUAGGUGAGGGGGGCGCUGCGAAUAUGUUUCUCACAGGGCGCCUGAAUGCCUAAGGCCGGCCCUGGGUGCAGGUGAGUGAUAGGGGCUGUAGAGGUGCAUAUGAGAUAGGGGUUGUAGUGAGUGUAGUAAUUAUAGUGGCUGUAGUUGAUGCAGGGAGUAAUAGGGGCUAUAGUGUGUGCAGAGGGAUAGGGUCUUUAGUGGGAGCUGGUGGAAUUAGGGGCUGUAGUGAGUGCAGGGUGUAAUAGAAGAUUUAGUGGGUGCUGGUGCUGUAGUAAGUGUAAGGAAAUAAAGGGUGUAAUAAGGGCUGUGAUCUGGGAUAAGGGCUGUGAUAAGGAGUACAGGGGGUAAGAGCUGUGAUUGAGGAUGGAGCAGUAGUGGGUGGAUAGGAGCAAUAUAGAUAUCUGCUUGUCUGCAGCCCUGGUGGGUGUAGACCGCUCCAUCCAGUCUACACUGGAGAAUGUCAAAUGGAAGAAAAGAAAUAUCCAGGCACACCUGAGGUUUCUUCUAAAAGGCAGUUUUUUGGUUUUUGUUUUUUUUAAACAAGAAAGUGGAAAGUCUCCACUUGUUUCAAAUAAAAAGACUGACUUUUGCUACAAUAUAUGAUGCACUCAAUAGCCUUUUGAUCUUAAAUGGAGCCAGUCCUUAUCAUGAGUUAGGAUCUUUUCUCUCAAUUUACAUUUGUAAAAUACCACAGAAUUAGAAUUAAUUUUCAACUAGAUUCAUUGUAUUUCUUAUUCAUCUUUUGCAGUUGGUUUGGAGUCAUUUAAAACAUGGAGAUGCCAUCAUACUAUACAAAACUCCUGGGAGAGUUGAAUGAGCAGCGGAAGAGAGAUUUCUUCUGUGACUGUAGUAUCAUUGUGGAAGGAAGAAUUUUCAAGGCACACAGGAAUGUAUUAUUUGCAAACAGCGGCUACUUUCGAGCCAUGCUUGUCCACUAUAUCCAGGACAGUGGAAGACAUAGUACAGCUUCUCUAGAUAUUGUUACCUCUGAGGCAUUCUCCACCAUACUGGACUUUCUUUACUCUGGAAAACUGAACCUGUGUGGAGAGAAUGUGAUCGAGGUUAUGAGUGCAGCUAGUUACUUGCAAAUGACUGAUGUGGUCAACUUUUGCAAGGCCUAUAUUCGCUCCUCGCUGGACAUCUGCAGAAAGAUUGAGCGAGAAAGUUCAUUUGGACAAGCAGACAGUGGGAGUGAUGGCUUAGGAAGUGCAAGAGGAGCAGCUCUUAGGGCCUUGCAAGAGAAAGGAGGUGUUGGAGACUGUCAGAAAGAGCCACCAUGUGGAGAUUGUAGUAGCUGCAACUCUGUAGAGGUUUUGGAUAAGGAUAACCCCAGUGUUGGGUCUCCCGAGGAAAAGAGCUCUGGUAAAGCAGUGGAACCCAAGGAAGAAUUUGAUUCUGAUGUGGUAGAAGUGACUGAGGGGCUUCAGCCAUACCCAAUGCCGCCUGGAAUGGAGCAGGGAGAUGAAAGUUUGCAUGGAGGUGCAGGGAUGGAUCUCUCUCAUAAUUAUCAUAUGAAGCAAUUUUUAGAGGCUCUCCUGCGUAAUAGUUCUAACCAGAGGAAGGACGAUCAAGUUCACCAUUUCCCACGUGACUUUGAAUCCCGUCAAGAGGAUGCAGGUGUCCCCAUGAGUUCUAUGAUGGACAUUCAGGGUGACUGGUAUGGAGAGGACACAGGUUAAUAUCUUUCAUCAAAACAGCAUUGACAAUAAUAUAAAUCCGUGUAAAUAAAAAAUGUAAAAUAAAUUGGUGUAAAUAUAGACUUUUAGUAAAAUUUCUCAAUGUUGUUUAAUUUUACUUAAAAAUGUUAAAUAUCUAUUUGCAGAAAAGAGAUAAGCUUUUAAACGUUUUGCUUAAUGUUACCUGUUCCAUUCUGGUUUAUUGAAAAGUCUGAAUAGUUAAAAUUUGUAAACUUACUUUGAAAAUGAAUAAGUAAAAAAAUGAAUACGUUUAAUUUAGUUAGAUUCCUUAUCACCAACUGUGUGCUAAAUACCAUGUUUCCUUUAGGGGAUGUUCUAGUGGUUCCCAUCAAGCUGCACAAGUGUCCGUUUUGUCCCUACACUGCAAAACAAAAGGGCAUUUUGAAGCGUCACAUCCGUUCACACACAGGAGAGAGGCCUUACCCGUGUGAGAUUUGUGGCAAGAGGUUUACUCGUCAAGAGCAUUUGCGCAGCCAUGCACUCACUGUAAGUAUGCAAUCUUCUGAUUUUAAAUCCGUGAUACUUCUUUUUUUAAAUAACUCUUUAUUUAACACUGUUAGGACGGACAUUAAGCCACAAUUAUCAGGGGGAAGAAGCACACAGAAUCACAUGUAAGUCAGUAGAUAGAUGUACAUACAGUUGCAAGAAAAAGUAUGUGAACCCUUUGGAAUGAUAUGGAUUUCUGCACAAAUUGGUCAUAAAAUGUGAUCUGAUCAUCAUCUAAGUCACAACAAUAGACAAUGUGAAUGUUUACAUGAUGUGUUCAAUAAAAACAUGCAACAUUUCAUUCUUUGUGUGUUAUUAGUUUAAGCAGACUGUGAUUGUCUAUUGUUGUGACUUAGAUGAUGAUCAGAUCACAUUUUAUGAACAAUUUGUGCAGAAAUCCAUAUCAUUCCAAAGGGUUCACAUACUUUUUCUUGCAACUGUAUGCUUGUUCAAUUUUACAACAGUAACAUUAAAAAAAGAGAGAGAAACUUGAAAAAAAUGGGUGUUGAUAGGGAAGUGAAUUUGUAAGAUUCACAAGAUUAAGAGCAUUGGAACAGCUUUGUUCACCAAACUGCUUUCCCAGAGUAAUUUUAGAGAUGAGCUUGUAUUCCCAUACAAUAAGGUCGUCCAGGUAUCUGUAGGAAUUGGCUUGUAAAAAAUCUAAGAGAAAAAGGUCAACCCUUUUAGGGCCAUGAAGGUGUGAUUUCAGAACAUUACAACCACAAAUGAUAGCAGGACCCAUGGUCAUAUACACUCAACUUUACUUUAGCAAGUCAAUGGAAGCAAAACAAUGGAUUUGCAAGAAUCUAAAUGGAUCACCUGGUAUCAGGAGUUUUCUAGAGGAUAUGGAGUUAUAGAAGACAAUAUCGAAGGUACGGUUUUGCAGCAUAAAUGAGCUAAAGGCAUGCUAAAUAACUGUAAUAAGAUAAAUUCUGAUAUAAAAAUAUACAGAAAAAAAGAGGGAAAAAGACCUUUAUAUAGAAAGCUCUAAAACUGGAAACAUAUAGGAAUACACCAAAAACCUAUAGAAACAAUAUACAUAAAAUGUGUUGUACUAUAAAGAUAGCAGCAAAUAUCCAUGAGCUAACUAAUAAAAAAAAUAAAAAAAAUAAAAAAUAAGUAUGUAGCAGAAAUGGGACUUGGUCUCAGAUAACACACUGAUGUAUUCAGAUAUAGAUGUGCAAUGUCAAAAAUGAUUCCAGGGAUAUCUGUAUGGCAUGGAUAUCCUUAAGCCAGGAAAAAAGAAUAUCCCCGGGCAAAUAUAACCUUAUGCCAAAUUUUAUACUUCGAAAAAUGAAAGAUAUAAUAACCAGAUGGCAUAAAAAUACUUAAAUUACACUGACUACUGUCCUGUAAGUCAGAUAUUAAUGAUAACCAAGCAAAACCAGUACCAAGAGCUGGUUGCUAUAAGCAAUAUGAAAAAUAUUGCUAAAAAACAACUGAGAAUAUAAAAGUCAAAUUUAUUUCAGAAUUGUAAAAUAAAGUUAAAAAUAAGUCCACAGUAAAAAUACCAGUCCAUUAAAGGUAAAAAAUACACAACAACCUUAUGUCCAGGCACGGAUGUAUAUGGAUGUUCUUCACAAUUCAAUAUCCAAAUUCUGAUCGCCGGUGAGGACGGCUUGCGUACCACAGUGCAUUCCACCUCGAGCCUCACUUCGGGGGAACUGCGCUGUGUGGACGUUCUGUCUACUGUCUGACGCGUUUCGUAGGGAAUAGCCCUACUUCCUCAGAGACGUAUGUGUUAACCUCCAUAUGGGACUGCUUAUAUAUCCCUCAGUUGUUAAUUAAUUAAAGUCCAUACAGAAUAAAUUACAUUACAUUGUAUAAAAAAAUGUUAAACACCAGAAAGUAAAUGCAGAGAAUUGAUUAAUACAGAUUAAUACAGUACAAUUUAAUAUAAUAGAAACUUUUAAAAAAAUGGAUACAAUAAAAGUUAAUAAAAAGCUUUACUAUAAUAAAAUACUUUUAUAAAAUACCCAUCACUUCUCUUAAUUUCAGUAGGACUGCUGUUCUUUCAUACACAGACAGUUAUGCACCUAAAAUAAUAGCUUUUCUCCUAACAACCAUCAUAUCAAAUUAUAAACCGUUCGAGAUUGAUGGUUAGACAUUGCAUCAAUGUUGCAUCUUAACUUUGCACGAGCUGUUAACAAUACGAUGUAACAAUUUAUAUACAUAUUAUCUCCUCAGGCUUAAUUCACCACCUUAUAAACCUCAAAUAUUAUGAUAAAAUGCAAGUAGUACUACUUUCCAGAUAAUUAGUAUUAGAAUAGAUAGGAUGCAAGAGGUGAGAGAUACACUAGCUGUGUUCCAUUUUCUGUAACGAGACAAGAAUGUUAGUAAAUAAUACAACACAUUAGAACAUAAUAAAAAAACACUUAAUUCCUUCAGCAUCUGUAUGUUGAAUUUAAACAACGGUACAGGUCUUGUGCAUAAUGACCAGCAAUUCCCUUAUCUGUAUUCAUAAAAAAUAUCUGUAAUGUAAACAAAGUGAUUUAUACGAAUAAAACAACUCCAUAUGCUAACAAGCACCAAAUUUAUAUCGUCUAACGAUUUAAAAGAACAUAAGAUUAGGACAAAUAUGAAUUGCAAUACUUUAGGAGUGAUAUAUCUUAUCACAUGCCCAUGCCAGAAACAAUAUGUUGGACGGACUAAAAGAUCUUUGAAAACUAGGAUUGCAGAACACAUUAGAAACAUUAAAAAAGGCUUAUUGACUCAUAAUCUAUCGAAACAUUUCAAAGAGACACAUAGAGCAGAUCCAGCAGGACUGACUUUUGUAGCUAUAGAAAAAGUGAAUGUGCAUUGGAGAGGAAGAAGUAUAGAUACUAAACUCGAUCAAUCUGAGGCAAAAUGGAUAUUUUCACUUAAUACCAUAGUCCCCCAUGGCCUCAAUGUAGAUUUCCAGUUAAAUGCAUUUUUAUAGCACUUCUUUUAGUUGAAUCUUCUUUUGUCCUUACAGUUGUAGUUCUUUUCUUGAUUAUAUAGAAUUUUAUGGUGUUUUUAAGUAUAUAGGUGUAUUUGUCUGUUACUAAUAUUCUUAUCCUGGUAUGGAUUCUUAUCGUCAUAUAGGUGUUAUCAAGUGGAAUUUGUUCUUAACUACUUCCCAUAUCUUAGUAUGUAUUUCAUUAUAUAUAUAUAUAUAUUUAUAUAUAUAUAUAUAAUGAAAUACAUACUAAGAUAUAUAUAUUUAUUUAUUUACUUUAAGCAUAUGGAGUUGUUUUAUUCAUAUAAAUCACUUGGUUUACAUUACAGAUAUUUUUUUAUGAAUACAGAUAAGGGAAUUGCUGGUCAUUAUGAACAAGACCUGUACCAUUGUUUAAAUUCCACAUACAGAUGCUGAAGGAAUUAAGUGCUUUUUUAUUAUGUUCUAAUGUGUUGUAUUAUUUACUAACAUUCUUGUCUCGUUACAGAAAAUGGAACACAGCUAGUGUAUCUCUCACCUCUUGCAUCUUAUCUAUUCUAAUACUAAUUAUCUAGAAAGUAGUACUACUUGCAAACAUUUUAUCAUAAUAUUUGAGGUUUAUAAGGUGGUGAAUUAAGCCUGAGGAGAUAAUAUGUAUAUAAAUUGUUACAUCGUAUUGUUAACAGCUCGUGCAAAGUUAAGAUGCAACAUUGAUGCAAUGUCUAACCAUCAAUCUCGAACGGUUUAUAAUUUGAUAUGAUGGUUGUAAGGAGAAAAGCUAUUAUUUUAGGUGCAUAACUGUCUGUGUAUGAAAGAACAGCAGUCCUACUGAAAUUAAGAGAAGUGAUGGGUAUUUUAUAAAAGUAUUUUAUUAUAGUAAAGCUUUUUAUUAACUUUUAUUGUAUCCAUUUUUAAAAAAGUUUCUAUUAUAUUAAAUUGUACUGUAUUAAUCUGUAUUAAUCAAUUCUCUGCAUUUACUUUCUGGUGUUUAACAUUUUUUAUACAAUGUAAUGUAAUUUAUUCUGUAUGGACUUUAAUUAAUUAACAACUGAGGGAUAUAUAAGCAGUCCCAUAUGGAGGUUAACACAUACGUCUCUGAGGAAGUAGGGCUAUUCCCUACGAAAAGUGUCAGACAGUAGACAGAACGUCCACACAGCGACAGCCAGCCAAGGUAUUAUCACAAGAGCCUAGAUAUCUUCUCGAAUACCAGGCACCCCACUAAUAUCAUCCGACGAGCAGCGCAGUUCCCCCGAAGUGAGGCUUGAGGUGGAACGCACUGUGGUACGCAAGCCGUCCUCACCGGCGAUCAGAAUUUGGAUAUUGAAUUGUGAAGAACAUCCAUAUACAUCCGUGCCUGGACAUAAGGUUGUUGUGUAUUUUUUACCUUUAAUGGACUGGUAUUUUUACUGUGGACUUAUUUUUAACUUUAUUUUACAAUUCUGAAAUAAAUUUGACUUUUAUAUUCUCAGUUGUUUUUUAGCGAUAUUUUUCAUAUUGCAUAUAGCAACCAGCUCUUAGUAUUGGUGUUGCUUGGUUAUCAUUAAUAUCUGACUUACAGGACAGUAGUCAGUGUAAUUUAAGUAUUUUUAUGCCAUCUGGUUAUUAUAUCUUUCAUUUUUCAUUUUUGAUGGAAGUAUAAAAUUUGGCAUAAGGUUAUAUUUGCCCGGGGAUAUUCUUUUUUCCUGGGUUAAGGAUAUCCAUGCCAUACAGAUAUCCCUGGAAUCAUUUUUGACAUUGCACAUCUAUAUCUGAAUACAUAAGUGUGUUAUCUGAGACCAAGUCCCAUUUCUGCUACAUACUUAUUUUUUUAUUUAUUUUAUUAGUUAGUUCCUGGAUAUUUGCUUCUAUCUUUAUAGUGCAACACAUUCAAUGCUAAAUAACUGUGUUGAAGCUCCUUAUUCCUUCUGUGAGUUUAAUUGAACAUCUCACUACUUUCAGAUGUUGCUCUUGGUGGAAUGCAAGUAAUUAUUUCUAUUGGGCCAAAUCUGUAGUUCAUGUGGGUAUUGGAAAUUACAGAGCAAUUCUAGCAAAGCCUGACGUGUACUUUGCUUCUCACUGGAUAAUUCACCAAAACCUGAAAUUAAUCUCAAAUUAUAGGCUGCAAUUGCUGAAUAGUCUCCUAAGACACUACUGUUUUCAGCUUGUCUAUUUUGGCCUAUAAUUUUACAUUUACUUAGAAAUUGGCACAAUUCACAUGUGAAUUACCACAACCGUGUCCUUCUUUUUCUAGGUACACCGGUCCAACCGCCCAAUUAUCUGCAAAGGUUGCCGUCGAACGUUCACCAGCAGUCUGUCUCCUGGUUUGAGGCGUUUUGGCUUGUGUGACAGCUGCACCUGUGUCACUACGACACACGAGGAAUCUCAUAGCAGAGGUCACCCUGAACCUGCUUCUGAAAGCAUGGACAAAGAUGAGGUGGAUGGUGACUGGCCUAUCUACAUUGAGUCUGGAGACGAGAAUGAGGCAGCUGAGGAAGAGACAGAGGAUAAAGAACAAAUACACAGAGAGGUGCUCAUGUGACCUUCAAAGUGAAAGACAUUCCAUCAUUUUCCUAUGCCAGGCCAUUUAAGUAGCAUUGUGCUAGAAGGAAAACCUCCGUCCCAUGAUUUCCAAUGUUGUGGUUCUGGAAACUCUGCAGUUUACACGCCUUAUUGGUUGUGCAGUGCAAUGCCAUUUGGCAGUGAUCAGCUAAUAUUUAUCCAUAUCCUAUUUUAUAUUUUAGUGCUGUGCACUAACUACCAGUAAACCUUUCAAGAGAAGCCAGUGUCUCGAAUGCAUUGUCUGCCUGUAUAGAAGAAUUCAUAUUUCAUUGGUCAAGUGAGGAAGAACAACUAUUGUCCUUUGUUAUGUAAUUCAAGACUCAAGAACAAUUUGGAGCUGGGUUUCCAGAAACCAGACUUGUAUUCCAUCUAAUCAGUUAUUGUUGUUUGUAGUGUGAUCUACAAUUCAGCAUUAUGUGACAAAAUAAGCGAUACACAUUUCCCUUUUAUUGUCAAUUCUCCAUAGAGCAUUUUUAAAUGUAUAGAAUACUCAUGUACUGUAAUAGUGACUGACUUACAAAUCCUUUAGAUGAUAUCAAAAACCUCUCGUAGGAUAUCACCAACAUAUUUGUUCAUCAUGAAAUUAAGAAAAAUAUCUAUAUACAUACAUAAAUGCACAUGGUGAUAACCUACCAUAUCAUGUCUCUAUAGAAGUGAACAUUGUAAGCAAGGUUAUCCUUAAAGAAAGAGAAAAUGGGACAUAAAAAUACCUUGUUGUAAAUAUGGUAGUGCAAAACUACAAAUACCUAUUUUCUGCUGGACAAAAUAGAAAUACCGCAUUUAAUGCAAUCUUCCACUUUUAAUUCUAAAGUCUAUCCAAGGCACUCUGCAUUAUGGGAAACAAGCCCAUUGGUUGCCAACAUGUGAUAAGAAGGUUUAGUUGAUGUGCCCUGUUGCCUUUGCAUCCUUACAUUUUACUUUACAUUAAGCUAUUUGAAAAAGACUAUAAGCUGAUCCGAAUAUAAAAUAUCUUUUACAUAGGUACCAUUAAAAUUCCAACUGGAAAACAGUGGUGCCAGUAGCACUCUUUUUACAGGAAGUGAUAUAGUGGGAAAUAUUUCCAAUAUGAUCUUUGCCCUGUCUCUUUUUAAAAAAAAAAUUGACCUGUGUUUGAGCUGUUUAUGCAUCAUGUUCUUGAACUACAUGAGGUGGAACCAUGUCAAUCCUCUAAUAUGAAAUACUGACAUGGUUUAGAAUUAUAUACUUUUUGAAGCAAGGGAUCAAUUUCCUUUUUUUUUUUUUUUUUUUUUUGGUUUGGUAUGUAAAAUAACAUACCUGGUAAGUUCUUGAGUAAUACAUGCCAUGGUGCUAUGCUGUGGGGUAUAUAAGCUUAUUUUAACUAUAUUUAAAGCAAAAUCCCUAUUUUCAUUAGUGACUUGGUUAAAGGACCACUAUAGUCACCCAGACCUAUUCAGCUCAAUGAAGUGGUCUGGGUGCCAGGUCCCUCUAGUUUUAACUCUGCAGCUGAAAACAUAGCUGUUUCAGAGAAGUUCACUCGGAAGCUGAUGUUGAUGGAGGAGAAAAGGUCACAGGUGCCGAGGGAGCUCGGCGCUGAAUUAAGGUAAGCAAAUAAAUGGUUAAUUAACCAUUUACUUGCCGCGGAACAGGGCCCUAGUCACCUAAACAGUGACUAGGCUCUGUAGCGUUAGGAAUACAUAUUUGUAUUCCUAACACUAUAGUGUUCCUUUAACUUCCACUUUGAUGCUAUAUUUUUCUUUCAUCCUCCAAUUUAUUCAACUCCUGGAAUAUUUUCUUUUUCCAUUUAAGUGUAUUUCAGAAUAAUUUUAUAACAAUCUAUUUGCAAUUUGAAAGUCACUUGUAUGCUCCUAUGUGUAUGUUUGUUGUGUGCUCGAUAUUAGUGUUCCGAGCCAGGGAAUUAUAUGAAACAUAUUAAAUGUGCAUAAGGUGUUAUGUAGCGGAGUGUAUUUUUUAUUGGUAUUGACACUACAUUGCAUGUUAAGAUGACUCUACAAUUUUAAUUAAAGAGAAUGGAGUUAAUCUUCAUCAGCUGGACCAACU
Pelobates cultripes (western spadefoot toad) is the source of this 38900-nucleotide messenger RNA. The record is from the annotation of a GenBank genome assembly. Lineage: Eukaryota; Metazoa; Chordata; Amphibia; Anura; Pelobatidae.